UGCUGCUCUGCUUUCUCCUACACCAACACCAUCAACCGGAUAUCCAUCAAAACUCCGACAAAAUGGCGCGCCGUCCUGCUCGUUGCUACCGGUACUGCAAGAACAAGCCGUACCCCAAGUCUCGGUUCAACCGUGGUGUCCCCGACCCCAAGAUCCGAAUCUUCGAUCUUGGCCGAAAGCGCGCCAAUGUUGACGACUUCCCUCUCUGCAUUCACCUCGUUUCCAACGAGUAUGAGCAGCUGAGCUCCGAGGCCCUCGAGGCCGCCCGUAUUUGCGCCAACAAGUACCUUGUCAAGAACACCGGUAAGGAGGGUUUCCACCUCCGAGUCCGCGCCCACCCCUUCCACGUUGUCCGUAUCAACAAGAUGUUGUCUUGUGCCGGUGCCGAUAGACUGCAGACCGGUAUGCGUGGUGCUUGGGGUAAGCCCAACGGCACUGUCGCCCGUGUCAACAUUGGCCAGAUUCUCAUGAGCGUCCGCACUCGUGAUGCUAACCGUGCCAUUGCCCUCGAGGCCCUCCGACGAUCCCAGUACAAGUUCCCUGGCCGACAAAAGAUCAUUGUCUCCAAGAACUGGGGCUUCACCCCUCUCCGACGUGAGGAGUACCUCGACAAGAAGGCUGCUGGCCGCGUCAAGGUCGACGGUGCUUAUGUCCAGUUCCUUUCCAACCACGGUUCUCUGGAGCGCAACAUCCGCCGCUUCCCCGAUGCCUUCAAGUCUGAGGCUUAAAGAAAUGAUGGACAGGAUGGAAUCUGGGUUUUCUGGCGUCAAAAUGGCUUGUCAAAUAAGGACCUCUCGAGACUUUACUAGUUGAAAGGUGCCGGUUAGGCAAAUUGAAAUCUUGCAUUCAGAA
Molecule: messenger RNA, 852 nt
Organism: Fusarium oxysporum Fo47
Lineage: Eukaryota; Fungi; Ascomycota; Sordariomycetes; Hypocreales; Nectriaceae
Product: 60S ribosomal protein uL16
Exons: 3
Coding region: 63-728 (221 amino acids)
Biological process (GO): translation; ribosomal large subunit assembly
Cellular component (GO): ribosome; cytosolic large ribosomal subunit
Molecular function (GO): structural constituent of ribosome
Source: RefSeq, a predicted model, not a curated record